GCGUUGUUGUGGUCCACCGUGGUGCUCCUCGGCGGCUUCGUUAGCGUCCUGCACAUCAAGGAUUUCUGGUUUCUCUCGCUGCUCAGCUUUCUAAUGGCAUCCAAGAUAUUGGAAAUGGACACCAAACCUCUUGGAAAUUAUGCCGCAGAUAUACACAUAUUAUAUUUGAGUAAGAGACAAAGUCAGCUUGAGGGGGCAAACCAAAAGUCUCACUGGAUGACUAUACCUAUUGUGUCCACAGCGGUCGCCGUGAAGAUAAUUUUCACAGUCUGUAUGAUACCCAUCAUUUCGUUUACGCCAUAUGUGGUCCUACCACUCUCAGUGGUGCGUCUCGCACUACAGGAUUACGGCGAUGCGGGUGGAGAUGCUGCAAACAAAGCAAAACUGAAUGCGGCACUCACCAUCUUCUAUGUUCUAGUUAUCUUUCAGAGCUUAGCUGUUUUUUACUAUGCAUUUUCAUACUACAUUUGAGCCAUGGAUAUUGCUGAGCAAACAAUUAGGAUUUGAGGUUUGGGGUCCCAAAAUUGUUAAGAGAUACCAGAGAGAAACCAUUGCCAUGUGUCUUAAGGAUGGGGUAUUGCCCAACAACUGGAACUUGAUUACAUUCAGUGUUGGCUUGCUAGAGUGUGCAACUCACGAUAACCAUCUUUGGGGAGCAAGGGUCUUAGACACUUUCACUAGGAAAGGUAUACCUAUAAGACAGGAGCUACUAUCUUCAAGCCAAGCAAUUAAAAAUCUGUUCGACGUGGUUGGCCUGACAAGAACAGAUAACCCUGAGACAAGAGAGCGUGCCACAAGGAUUGUAGCAGAUCUAGCCAGUGAGCUCCGUAUAACCCAGUUUCCAGAUGCGCUGAGAUGCAUAUGCUAUUUACUUGAAAGCUGCAAUCAUUAUAGUGAUCCAGAAGUUGCCCAUCUAUUGGGGAAUUUUGAGCAAACUCUUGACAAAACUACCUGCAAGGUGUCAGUAGAAACCUUCGAGCAUAGUCACCAUCAAGAAGAUGCCCACUUGUCUUUGCCGAUCACCGAGCAAACUAACCAAAAACAUCUACCAUCAGAUGAGUUUUCCAAGAUAAAAUCAUGGAUUCAAACAAUGAUGUAUGAAAUAAAUAAGUUCAUAACUCCUCAAUGGGAUAGAUAUUUUGGAGAUAAGUAUCACUACUCCUAUGUAUCGAAAGGAACCAAAGAACUGAUCUCUCAAGGCCUGGUGAUUCUUGAGAGGCUCACACAAGAUGAAGACAACUGUACUGAGAUAAUCAGACACCAAAGGCUCCUCUCUAAGAUCACGUUACCAUUGUGCUACCAGGACCUCCUCGGCCAUCGAUGGGACCAUACAUGGGCUGAGAUGCUAAGGAGGUCACUCACAGUUCUGAGCAGGCUUAUCAGAGGUGGACCUAGAGAGGACAGCACAAGGCUGCGCCAUGAUAUGUUCCGCAACACGAUAGUAAUCCGCAAUUUGAUGCGUAUUUUGGAGGUUGACUGUGAAGGUGCCUUCUCGGAACUACGUGUACAAGCAAUAGAAAUUCUUACUGAGCUAGCCUAUGUUGAUUCCUUUAGAAAGCUAGCUUUUGAUCAAUCUACAAGCAUGACAGAAAUGUUUGUCAAGACACUGCGGCGCAUCUUCCUUGAGGAUAGGGAUGGCGACACUAUAGUGGCAAAAUAUGACGAAGACAAGGACACAAGAGCGAGGACAAAAGCAGGGGAAGCACUGGCCAGAUUGCUUCGAGCCCCAAGUGCAAGAGAUAACACUGAUGCGCUGAUUUCUGCCACAAAUGUUGAUAUUGUUGAUUUACUUCCCAUGCAAGAUGUUGAUGUUGUUGAUCUACUUCCCAAGCAAGACGUGAUCAAUCUGUUGACCAAGGUUGUUGGUCAAAUACUAUCUACUAAAGCAAAAAACUCUGCACAUGUGGCAGCACAGACUGGUGCAACGAAUAGUAAUUGUCAUAUACAAAGCCAGACUCAAAAAAUUCCUGCUGCAAGACAGUCUUCCACUCAGGGAUAUGAAGAAGAGUCCGAGAGCAGAAACAAGUUAGCCACCAUGCUAUCUCUUACUGUGGCAAUAUGCAACAACAAUGCAAUCAGUGGAGAUGAUUUUACUCGUGGCACUCCUGAAGAAGCUCAUGGAGAUAGUAGAAACAAACAUGGAUACCACGACUGA
Molecule: messenger RNA, 2155 nt
Organism: Triticum aestivum (bread wheat)
Lineage: Eukaryota; Viridiplantae; Streptophyta; Magnoliopsida; Poales; Poaceae
Exons: 3
Coding region: 449-2155 (568 amino acids)
Source: RefSeq, a predicted model, not a curated record